Molecule: messenger RNA, 3586 nt
Organism: Caenorhabditis elegans
Lineage: Eukaryota; Metazoa; Nematoda; Chromadorea; Rhabditida; Rhabditidae
Gene: M02E1.1
Product: SRR1 domain-containing protein
Exons: 15
Coding region: 5-3205 (1066 amino acids)
Source: RefSeq, marked reviewed
UCAGAUGGCAAAAAACAAAACCUAUGAUCUCAGCAAACUGGAGGAAUGGCUCACCGAUGACUCAGUUGCUCAUGAAAUUCUGAACUAUCACAAAUCGGCAAACGCAUUCAAGCGACUUGUCAAAAGUGGUAAAAAACGAGCAGUGACAUUAGACGCAUUUUGCGAAGGUGGGGAAAGAAUCGAAGUGACAGCUGAUCCGAAAAACCUCAAACUCAUUUUGCUGAUGUGGGAAGUUAUUAAAAAAGUCUACUUCAAUCUAACAACUUUUCAAGUCGAGAUCGACGAGGCGUUAGAGAAAAGCUGUUGUCUCUACCUUGAAAUCAAAAUUUUCCAAUUUAAAAAAGUGAUCGAGUCGUGGAAGGAAAACGGCAAACUGCCUCCGUCAAGUAUGGAUUAUGGAGAUUGGGAUUGUAGCAAGGCUUCUGCUAAAGUUGCCGAACAGAUGAUUCUGAUUGCAAGAACUUAUGCGGGAAUGACCGAAGAGGUUGCUGUUCCUGAUUUUGUAGCGUUGGAAAACAUGCUAGAACAUCACAAACUAAGAUGGGAGGAUCAUAAGCAAAAGAAACCGAUAGUGAUGGCUGGCGCUGGUGAUGCUCAAACCGGAUGCUAUCUUGCUCUCCGGACACUGCGGAAAGUCACUAUGUUUGUGAAGGACGAGGAAAUGGAAUCAGGACGAGAAAUGUGCAAUGCUAUUUCUACAAUUUUGACUACUCAUUUCGCAAAAAGAACCGGCGAGCUGAAAAUUAACACUAUGAACAGUUUCUACAAGGAGUACAGUCGAGAUGAUAUCUGCACGGAAGCAACAUUCUUCUUUCUUCCCAACAUCUCAAAACUGGGAAUGGCAAUGUUUGCAGAAGUCUAUGCCUGCCAUAUCCCAUUCUUCUCCGUCGUAAUGUCAAAUCGUCCCGUGUACUGGUACAUGGGUCAUCCUCGCUAUCGUCUGCUAGCCAAUUCUGGAAGAUAUCGACCAUUUAGCUUCAAAAGACCCGUGCCAAACGAGAUUCAUCUCGUGGAAAAGCAAAAACGCGUUUCGUGGAUGCAAUCACGCAACUACUAUCGAUACAGAACCCACAAGGUCGACUUCAAAAAAUUGCUGAAAAAACAAAAAGAGUUUCCGAAAGCAAGAAGGUUUACACGGAAUUUUUUGUACAACUGGGAGAAGAAAAAUCGAUAUUUCAAAAAGACUGAUUUGAUACUGGCAGUUACUCGUGGUCGCAAAGACCAAACUGAUCACCACGCAAAGAAAGUGACGUUACCAGAAAAGAAGACGGAUCACAUCAAAAUGGUCGUGAAGCAAGAUGUCGUGCAAGAAGAAAUUUCUGUGCACCCUAUGUUUUUGGAUGAAAUGGAUAUUGCUGAUGAUGAUGAAUACGAUGCAAUUGCUGGGCCAGAGCAUCUGCCUGGAUCUUCAGAUUUUGCUGCGGAUAGCAGUUCAAAUGAGCUAGCCACGUCCACCACACCAGUAUCUACGUCAUCCGAGUUUUCACUACCAUCAUCGACGGCAGAGCUGAAAAAAGAAGACUCGCCAGGCGGGUGUUCCGGAUUCCAGAAUGAAAUUCAAAGCUCCAUUAAACAAAAUGCCAGCAGUGAUGACGACUCGAAAACUUCCAAGAUUUCUACACCACGAAUGCACGCUACAUCCGAAACAAAUCAACUCAAUUCAAUGGAUUUUACUCUAAAUUCUGAUGAGAAAGUUGAUUUUGCACUUGAACGCCCAAUAGCCGCUACACCUCCCGAAGAAGAGCCUCCUGAGACAAUGCUCGCCGAAGAAGAAGAACAAAACGAAUGGCAGCAACUGCUGAUGGGAACCAAAUACAAGUGUGCAACUCUUGGAGACGUUGUUCGACAAUCAGUCAUUCACCCAAACUACGCAGGUCGUCCGGACAAAAAGAGCAAUCGGUUGGUGUCCAACAAACGGGAACAGAGAAAACGAAAGCCUGAAAAGGAUGUUACUGAGCCGGCAUCAGAGGAGGAUCCGUAUAUGACUGCAGAAAGAAAGAUUGAUGAAGCUAUUGCAACGGUUGCGCAUCAAGGACGAUUAAGACCUGCAGAGUCAUAUGAAAAACAACCUGUAGCCAAGAAAAUCGAGUUGACUGUAGAAAACGCUACUGUGAAUAACUUUCCAAUACAAACUCAGAUUCUUGCUGUCAAUGAUGCAAAUGCUCCAACAGUUGAAAGAAUUGCUAUUCAACAGAUUCAGUCUCAAGCACAACAGAAAACAACGUCAGCCCCGGUUCCGAUUGAUUAUUUGGAGCAUCUUUUGAAAAUGUAUCCAGGACUAUUGAGCAAUGCGCUCAACACAACAGUGGGAACACCUCCGAUGUUGUGGAAUCAGCCCCUGGUUGCCAGCAGGUGUUCGAGUUUGGCUCAACACGACACUGUUGCUAUGCCUCCUCACCAGAAUUUGUUGAACACUCCCAAUAAACUCCCUUCCCCGGCGUCUGCGCCCACAGGAGCACUCAAUAUUUCACAAAUUUUAGGCUCAGACUAUAAUGGGCAAGCCUUGAAAAACUUGGAAAGAAUGGUUCCUCCAGAAAAUUCGUCGGUUAAUUGGAAUUUGCUAAAACCGGUUAACAUUCCUCAGCCUACAAGUUUAGAUCGUCCGUAUGCUGGGGUUUCGGAUGGAAACACACUUCGAAUGGCGACACCUCUACCUUCUUUCAAUGGUAGGCCUCCAUCGGUUGUUCGGCCUAGAACAGCGUUCGACAUGAACAUACCUUACGGCACUGAUUCGAAUUUUAUUGGAGCAAAACAAUUCAAAAAAAAUACGCUUUCGGUUGAGAUGACGAAUGCAAGACAACGAGCGAACAAGAAAAAGGAAAAAAUGAAAGAAGUAGCGAUGGCUGAGCAACAUCGUCAGAUGGCAAGUACACCGGUAGCGUCCAAUAUUCCAAACAUUGGAAUUCCGAAGAUUGACCCUUUGGUGUUGCAACAGAUGAUUCUGGCCCAGCAACAGUUGUUAAAUCGAAAUAUGAUGGUCCCACAACUUCGCCCUAAUGAAGUUCCUAUGUUAAAUCAUCAGAAUAUCACUCAGCAGCUACUAGCACAGUUCAAUAUCCGUCAAAACAACAUGCAAUUUUCUACUCCAGCUCCAUUUCCUUCAUUUUCAAAUAAUCCAAUGCCGGCCUGCCCAUCGAUGAUUCCCUCUUUUCCGGUUUUCAGCCCAGAUCAGUUACAUCAGUUUAAUGCAAUCAAUUUCAAGUAGCGUUGAAAAAUGAAGAAAACAUAUAUGACUCAUGGUUAUUUUCUUCUUUGCAACUUCACAGUUCUCUCACCCAUCAAUUUCUCUGAGUUUAACGAUGCAUUUGUGUCAUUAUCUUAUCCUAUCGCUCUCCCUCUCUCUAUCUGUGUCACCUUCUUCCACAUUUGUAUUUCCCCGGUACUGAUAAAAUCCGAUUAAAAAAAAUUACAUUUCAAUUGUCUUUUUUCGAUCGUUCCCCUGUAUUUGUUUCUUUAUGCAACUUGAUCUCAAAUGUUUGUAGUUUUUUUCUAACUUAUUGAUUUUUUGUAAAUCAAUUUCCAACAAUUUUUACAUUCAAUCAACUGUUUUAAUUUUUUUGAGAAACGUUUAAAUGAUUCAUUUUUC